Tigriopus californicus is the source of this 3533-nucleotide messenger RNA. RefSeq names its product cytosolic carboxypeptidase 2-like. The transcript is spliced from 13 exons. The coding region runs from base 165 to 3194 and encodes 1009 amino acids. The record is from RefSeq and is a predicted model, not a curated record. Gene Ontology annotation, molecular function: zinc ion binding; metallocarboxypeptidase activity. NCBI's taxonomy places the organism in Eukaryota, Metazoa, Arthropoda, Copepoda, Harpacticoida, Harpacticidae. Gene Ontology annotation, biological process: proteolysis.
UGGAAGAAGAGGUCAAUUAAGGAAUGCAUUGCAUUUCGUGAGAAAGUCGAGGGCGGCGACCCACACGAGAAAAAAAAAGCAUUUUAUUAUGCACUUCUGAACGGGCGUGAUUGAACUUUUACCCGUGUCAUUCUCGAGCUUGUGACAGUGUGAUGAGGUGAUCGAUGAUUGACUCCAGAAUGCACCGAGAGUCCGUGAUGGCUUCCGACACUAAAACGCCUUUAAAUCAGAAUAACACCAGUCGGAGCAACCUCAUCAAUGCGUUUCCAUCAUCACCCACAUUAGAGACUCCUUCCAUGUUCUCCUCGUCUUCGACCCUUUCAAACACUUCACUUUUCCUCUACGGGAGGUUCCGAAGUCACAGCUUGGGCAAACAAGAUCCUCAAAGCCUUCCAAGUUCCAGCUCUUCCAAUUGUAUAUCCAACCACCGCCAAAAUGAGUCUUCAUCCAACCAGACGAGCAAAACCAAUUUGUUGACCAUUCCCUCUGCCCCUGUUCUGAACGAUUUCGAACCCAAGUUCCGGAUUGGAAAGGACAGCUCCAAGGACUUGUAUUCCAUUGCACAAGACAUCAACUUGAACCGAUGUUUACCCAGAUGGCCCAUCGAAUGUCAAGUCAUCCGAAAGAAGGUCCAACAUAUCCGGUCGUUUCCCACAGAACCAGAAGUGUUUUAUGAGGUCUCGGGAAAAGAGGCACAACCCAGACCCUUGGGAGAGGAUCACGGAGCUGUGGUUUUUGAAUACAACGUGACUAGUUCCGUCAGCUAUUUCAGUCGAAGUGUGGCUGCCCCCACAGCCGAUUCCCCGUCAGAGUAUCCAUCGGACUUGCCGAAAUUGCCCAACACGCUGAGAUUCGAGUCUCGAUUUGAAAGCGGAAAUCUGGCCAAGGCGAUCCGGAUCACGGAGAGCUACUACGAACUCUACCUUCGUCCCGAUCUCUACACCUCCCGUCAUUGUCAAUGGUUCUACUUUCAGGUCAAAAAUAUGCGAGCCGAUAUGACGUACCGCUUCUCCAUCGUCAACUUCAACAAACCUGACAGUCUCUACACAUGUGGGAUGAGGCCGGUCCUCUAUUCUGAAUUGGAGGCCGAAAAGCAUUACGUGGGUUGGAGCAGAGUGGGCUCCAACAUCCGAUACUAUCGGAAUGAGGCCUACGACGAGGACGAAGGGUGUACCUACACGCUCACCUUCUCCUUGACCUUUCCCCAUGACAAUGACACGGUCUACGUGGCUCAUUGCUACCCUUAUUCUUACAGUGACCUCCAAGACGAUUUAGGAGCCAUUCAGGAGAAUGAGAAUCGUGCCAAAGUCUGCUCACAGAAGUUAUUGUGCAACUCUUUAGCGGGUAAUAACGUAUACAUCCUGACAAUCACCGCUCCUGCCCAUCAAGAAGUGUUGAAACAGCGCAGUGUGAUCUUUCUAAGUGCCAGGGUUCAUCCUGGAGAAUCCCCAAGCUCCUGGAUCAUGAGAGGGAUCCUUCAUUUCCUCACCGGAGAGUCCCAAGUGGCAGAGGACCUUCGACAACGCUUCAUCUUCAAGAUUGUUCCCAUGAUUAAUCCUGAUGGAGUCAUUGUCGGGAAUACGAGAUGUUCUCUGACUGGACGGGAUUUGAACCGGCAAUACAAAUCUGUGAUCAAAGAGGCCUUUCCUCCGGUUUUUCACCUCAAAGCGUUGUUCCGAAGACUUAUGGAGGAGCAUGGAAUAGUGUUCUAUUGUGACCUCCACGCUCACUCUCGGCGGUUUAAUGUGUUCCUUUAUGGAUGUGAGAAUCGUCGGCACAGUGAGAAAUUUCUAAAGGAACAAGUCUUUCCCUUGAUGCUCCACAAGAAUACCUCAGAGAAGUUCUCCUUUGACGAUUGCCGAUUUCGAAUUCAGCGGCAAAAGGAAUCAACAGGUCGAGUGGUAUUUUGGAACAUGGGGAUCACAUGCAGCUACACUUUAGAGGCUUCCUACGGUGGAACCAACCUCGGUUCCAGAGCUUACACCCAUUUCAACACAGACGACUAUGAAGGCAUCGGGCGAUACUUUUGCGAGACCCUUCAGGACUUUUUGAACCCGUGCCCGAUCAACGAGCAACUUCGCAUGAAGAUCGUCUCCAGAUUGGUCAAGGAAGGUUCCACGGCCGAUGAGCCUUCCAAUAUCGCUUUGACCGAUUAUUCCAGUUUGUCCUCAGCCGAUUUGAGCUCCACGUGUGACGAGGAGGACACCCAUUGCCAACAAGUCAAGAAGAAUCGCCGAUUGCGAUCCCGUCGUGAGCGAGCCAAGAACAUGGCCCAAAUGACCAAGACCUUGGACCUCCGGAAAGUGGCUAGUUAUGUCCAUUUUGGGUCGCCGAAUCCCUUCCUGAAGAAGAGUGGUAGUGAGCGGGCCUUGGAUGAGAAAACGUCCACCAAGGGCAAGAAGAACGAAAGGCGAAAAUUCAAGAGGUCAUUGACCAUGGCCAGUAUCCCAACAGCCCUUCUACAGCCGCCUCGUUCCCACACUGGGUUGCCCUUGCCCGAUCGGCCUUUAUCCCCACGAAUCAUGGAACUUAGGCAUAGUGAGGGUCUGGAGACCAAGUUCACGAUUGGGACCUCUGAUGAGUCUGAGGACGAUGAUACCAAUGACGAUGACCUUCAGAAGCUCUUUUGCCCUCUGACCGACUCCCUUGGCAGCCCGUUUGAGUACCAAGGGACCAAGAGUGAACAACUAUCUGCUUCCUCUUGUCGUCGAGUUCAAUCCGAGAUCUUAGCCUCUGUGUCCAAGAUCAAACUCUUGGGCCAAGGCAGAGGCUUGCUGUCCUCUUACAGCUCCUCCUCGCAUAUCGGGCAGGGUGACUCCAGUGAUGGGGAGAGCAGUCGGUGUUUGACCCCUAUUAAGAUUGUGGCCACCCUCCCAGAUGAUCUCAAUCAGAUGACCAUGGGAAAAAAGAAGAUUCCGUCCAUUUCCGUGAGCAUUCCGUCCAAUGCGGCUCAGGAAACAAAGCCGGAGAAAAAGAAAAAAAGCGGCAAAAAGAGCUGGGAGAAGUACAAUCGCAUGAGGAAGGCUUGCAAAGUCCUGGAGAAAAGUGGUGAUGGUGCCGAGCCUUCGGUUAGAAAGACAGAAGUGACCGAAGUCAAGACCCUUUUGGCCACGGUUAACAUGACCCCCACGAAUGUGGUGAAAAUAAAAAAGCGGAAGAAGAAGAAAUCGGUUGUGUCAGUGACAAAGAAAUGAAACCAGUUCACUGUUAUUUGAUAUGUUUUUCGAUAAUAAGAGCACACCAUGACUCAUUUUCAGUGAUGGGUAUGAUCGUUGAAUUGCCAAGCGCCAGGUUUGAUAAUAUAUUGUCGUGUCAAAUGGACGACAAACAAUCAAAUGACAAUUUUUUAGAAAGGCUUAAGGCAAUGAAAAGAAAAAAACUCUAACCGAAUGACCAGGGCUGUAAGUAAAAUCAAAAUUAAGAUGGUCGAGGAGACACGUAAAAGUUCUGCUACAAAGGCUUUUUCUACAUUGCGCGUUGAGUCAAUAACUCAAUAUAGAGGACGAAACAGGUCAAGGUGGUCAACUAAUAUG